AUGAGGGGCAACCAGUCAUGGGUUACGGAGUUCAUCCUGGUGGGAUUCCAGCUCAGUGCAGACGUGGAAUUCCUCCUCUUCUGGGUCUUCUUCAUGUUCUAUGUCUUCAGUCUGCUGGCAAAUGGAGUGAUCUUCGGACUCAUCUGCCUCGACCCCAGACUGCACACUCCCAUGUACUUCUUCCUCUCCCACCUGGCAGUCCUGGACAUAGCUUAUGCUUCCAACCAUGUCCCCAAGAUGCUGGCAAACCUGGUGAACCAGGAAAAAACCAUCUCCUUUGUGUCUUGUGUGAUCCAGGUGUUUCUCUACUUGGCCCUUGCGGCCACUGAGUGCUUCAUUUUGUUGGUGAUGUCCUACGACAGGUACGUGGCCAUCUGCCACCCCCUGCACUACACGGUCAUCAUGAGCUGGAGGGUGUGCACUGCCAUGGCCAGCGUGUCCUGGGCAUGUGGGUUUACCCUCGCCAUUGUCCACGCCACUCUCCUCCAAAGGCUUCCCUUCUGUGGGCCUCGGGUAGUGAACCACCUCUAUUGUGAAAUCCUGUCCGUCCUCAAGCUGGCCUGUGCUGACACCUCUGUCAACCAAGUAGUUGUACUCAUUGCCAGUGUCCUAGUCCUAGUCGGACCGCUUUUCCUCAUGUUGAUCUCCUACACUCAUAUCCUCUUUGCCAUCCUGAGGAUCAAGUCCAGGGAGGGUCGAAGAAAGGCUUUCUCUACCUGUUCCUCCCACCUCUGUGUGGUCGGGCUCUUCUUCGGCAUAGGUAUGAUCUUUUAUCUAGUCCCAGGUGGCAAUCAGCGAGAGGAGCAGCAGAAAGUCCUUUCAUUGUUUUACGGUCUCUUCAACCCAUUGCUGAACCCCUUCAUCUAUAGCCUGAGGAACGCGCAGGUGAAGGAUGCCUUCUACAGAGUCCUGCAGAGGAAGGGCGUUGUAUGA
Messenger RNA from Elephantulus edwardii (Cape elephant shrew), 933 nucleotides. Its product is annotated as olfactory receptor 2A2-like. Bases 1 to 933 code for a protein of 310 amino acids. Gene Ontology annotation, biological process: G protein-coupled receptor signaling pathway. Gene Ontology annotation, cellular component: membrane. The transcript has a single exon. NCBI's taxonomy places the organism in Eukaryota, Metazoa, Chordata, Mammalia, Macroscelidea, Macroscelididae. The record is from RefSeq and is a predicted model, not a curated record. Gene Ontology annotation, molecular function: G protein-coupled receptor activity; olfactory receptor activity.